CGCAGCGGGCGCCUGACUCCAAAGUUGAGCGCAGGCUGGCCACGCGGGUGGUGGCCGCUCCGGAAGCUCUAGCUGCACCUGCUCCAGGCGCUGCUUCAAGAUCCCACAGUGUAAAUGACAACUGGGAGUUCACACAGCACUUUGUGCAGAAUUUGGUGAACAGCUUUAAAAACCCCACACAGCGUAUGUCGUUCAUUACCUACUCGACACAUGGCCAUGUCAAUAUGCAGUUGACCUCGGACAGAAAAAAAAUAAACAAUGCUCUUGUCGAAAUGCUCUAUAUACUACCUAGCGGAGCCAUAAAUAUGGAGCACGGAUUGGAAAAGGCCAAUGAGCAGAUCAAAAGAACACGUGCUGCAGGACAGAGGGUUCCCACCCUCAUCAUCGUGCUGACAGGUGGAGAACUGCUGCCAGAAUCAUUUGCAAAGACACAAGUUGAAGCUGCAAAAUCCAGGCAGUUGGGGGCAACUCUGUAUUUUGUGGGCAUGGAAGAUUAUCAGCUAUACCAGCUACGGGAAAUUGCUGGCGAAGAGGAUCAUGUGUUUGGAGUGGACAAUGGAUACAGUGGACUGGAAGACAUCGUUGGUCCCCUCAUAGUGAGGUCAUGUGUGCAGAUUAUGUCUGUGGAUUACUCCACUACCUGUGCUAGAGGUAAGAAUGAAGUCAAGGUUAUUGGGAAAGGUUUUGAAAACACACAGAAGGAAGAAGUCGUCUGUCAAUUUCGAAUUCGAAAGAAAACCAUCCGAAUGAAGGCUGUGUCUGUGGAAGAUACCUCCAUUACAUGCCCAGGACCGAAGUUAAAUGAUCGGGGCCAGGCCGUCUUCAUCGAUAUCAGCCUGAAUAAUGGCCUCACCUUCUUCAAGACGGAUUUAGAUGUCAGCAGGAGGAACUGUGUGACUUCCAGGGAGGGGUCCCCACCUGCUGUGACAACAGCUGUGCCGCUAUGUGCCCUUCUCGAAGAUGAGCCGGAAGACACGGAGGAUACUUACCCAGAUAAAGUGUCUCCCAGGCUAGAGUCCCUCACCUUCAAGCCUAUCUACUGGGUUGUGCCUAUCGUGUCGCUGCCCUUUCUCCUGCUGGCGUGCUGUUGUUUCUGCCCAUGCUACAUUCAGUGUGGACCCACCAUGGGGUGUCUCAAAGAUCACAUGGUCACAGUCCAACAGUCAAGUUUGAAACAGCAACCUAAGUCCCAACGGAGCCAGGCCGUUCCACCCAAAGGAAGCCCAAAGGAAACGGGGCGGAGCGAUCCAAUGCCGGCUCGGGUGCAGCGCCCUCGGCAAGAGGUUUGCCCGCAGUGCGCAGCGUUAUCGAGACAGGAGGGCCACACGGUGAUUAUGUCGUAUUAUAAUGAAUACAAAAUGACAAUGCAGGUAAAUUAUCAUGAUGUCCGCCUACAGAUGCCCAUCGUGGAUCAUCCUGCCGUGCACAGCACCAACCCAGCUGCCAUUCCUCCAUCCUCAGCAGCACGUGCUCACGGUGCCAGGGUCCCAACCCAGUUGCUGCCCAUCUGAAUAAUGCCACUCAUAACUGUGGCAGCCUGGAUACUCUGGAAAGCCCUCUGUAACUCUUACCCCAUAAUAUGAUCUCUACAGCACCAAAAC
Manis pentadactyla (Chinese pangolin) is the source of this 1601-nucleotide messenger RNA. RefSeq names its product anthrax toxin receptor-like. Gene Ontology annotation, cellular component: membrane. The transcript has 16 exons. Lineage: Eukaryota; Metazoa; Chordata; Mammalia; Pholidota; Manidae. The record is from RefSeq and is a predicted model, not a curated record. Bases 186 to 1511 code for a protein of 441 amino acids. Gene Ontology annotation, molecular function: signaling receptor activity.